Suricata suricatta (meerkat) is the source of this 3714-nucleotide messenger RNA. It is a transcript of the gene CSRNP3, whose product is annotated as cysteine and serine rich nuclear protein 3. The record is from RefSeq and is a predicted model, not a curated record. Gene Ontology annotation, molecular function: DNA-binding transcription factor activity, RNA polymerase II-specific; sequence-specific DNA binding. NCBI's taxonomy places the organism in Eukaryota, Metazoa, Chordata, Mammalia, Carnivora, Herpestidae. Gene Ontology annotation, cellular component: nucleus. Bases 278 to 2086 code for a protein of 602 amino acids. Gene Ontology annotation, biological process: regulation of transcription by RNA polymerase II. The transcript is spliced from 7 exons.
CGGAGCUGAAGUACAGAAACCAUAUUUACAGGUACAUGUGACAGUGCCGCAGCUAUGAGUGGAAUUUUAAAGGGGAAGUUGGAAGAAAUUGACGGCUCUUCACCCUGCUCCUCUGUGCAGGAUUCAGAUGAUGACGUUUUUAGCUGUGUCGGUGCUGACAGUGUUGAUAGUGUACUCUGUCCACUUGUAAUCUUUUCACUGGAAAAAAGAAGGAGAUAUCAACUGACUGAAAUGAUGUUUUCAGAAGCAUAGAAUCUUCAGGAAGAUACUGGAGUUCAUGAGAUCUCAAGGUACAUGUGACAGCGCCGCAGCUAUGAGUGGAAUUUUAAAGAGGAAGUUUGAAGAAGUUGACGGCUCUUCACCCUGCUCCUCUGUGCGGGAAUCAGAUGAUGACGUUUCCAGCAGCGAGAGUGCUGACAGUGGGGACAGUGUCAAUCCAUCCACUUCUAAUCAUUUUCCCCCUUCCUCCAUCCUCAAAAGGGAGAAGCGGCUAAGGACAAAGAAUGUGCAUUUUAGCUGUGUCACCGUGUACUACUUCACCAGGAGGCAAGGAUUCACGAGCGUGCCCAGUCAAGGGGGUAGCACCCUGGGCAUGUCCAGCCGCCAUAACAGUGUGCGCCAGUACACUCUUGGUGAAUUUGCAAGAGAACAGGAGAGGCUGCACCGGGAGAUGUUGAGAGAACACCUCAGGGAGGAGAAACUGAACUCUUUAAAACUAAAGAUGACCAAGAAUGGCACAGUGGAAUCUGAAGAAGCCAGCACUCUUACAGUGGACGACAUUUCUGAUGAUGAUAUUGAUUUAGACAACACGGAGGUAGACGAGUACUUCUUUCUACAACCCCUGCCAACAAAAAAACGGAGAGCACUGCUGCGGGCCUCUGGGGUGAAAAAGAUUGACGUGGAAGAAAAGCAUGAGCUGCGCGCCAUCCGCCUAUCGAGAGAGGACUGUGGCUGUGACUGCCGAGUGUUCUGUGAUCCAGAAACGUGUACCUGCAGCCUGGCAGGUAUUAAGUGCCAGGUGGAUCGAAUGUCUUUCCCAUGUGGCUGCACUAAAGAAGGAUGUAGUAACACAGCAGGUAGAAUUGAAUUUAAUCCUAUCCGUGUCCGGACUCACUUUUUGCACACAAUAAUGAAACUUGAACUGGAGAAAAACCGCGAGCAGCAAAUCCCCGCGCUGAACGGCUGCCACGGCGAGAUAAGCGCCCCCAGCGGCUCCAUGGGCCCCGUGGCGCACUCCGUGGAGUACUCCAUCGCGGACAACUUCGAGAUUGACACGGAGCCCCAGGCCGCCGUGCUGCACCUGCAGUCGGCCGAGGAGCUGGACUGCCAAGGGGAGGAGGAGGAGGAGGAGGAGGAGGAGGACGGCAGCAGCUUCUGCAGCGGCGUCACCGACUCCAGCACCCAGAGCUUGGCGCCCAGCGAGUCCGACGAGGAGGAGGAGGAGGAGGAGGAGGAGGAAGAGGAGGAGGAGGAGGACGACGACGACGAGGAGAAAGGGGACAGCUUCGUGGAAGGUUUGGGGACCCAUGCGGAAGUCGUGCCCCUUCCUUCCGUCCUCUGCUAUUCCGACGGCACCGCCGUUCACGAAAGCCACGCGAAAAAUGCUUCUUUUUAUGCCAACUCUUCGACCCUGUAUUACCAAAUAGACAGCCACAUUCCAGGAACGCCUAGCCAGAUCGCUGAGAGCUACUCGGAAAGAGAUCCCGUGAAGAACGGUACCCUGUCGCUGGUGCCUUACACCAUGACGCCGGAGCAGUUUGUGGACUACGCGCGGCAGGCGGAGGAGACCUACGGCCCCUCCCACUACCCCGCGGCCAACCCCUCGGUCAUCGUGUGCUGCUCCUCCGCCGACAGCGACAGCGGCGUGCCCUGCAGCAGCCUGUACCCCGAGCACAGGCCCGGGCAUCCCCAGGUGGAAUUUCACUCGUACUUGAAAGGCCCCUCCCAGGAAGGGUUUGUCUCUACACUGAAUGGUGACAGUCACAUUGCCGAGCACCCCGCUGAAAGUUCUUUGAGCCUGGCGGAGAAGAGCAGAUUGCACGAGGAGUGCAUCAAAUCCCCCGUGGUCGAGACCGUCCCUGUUUAGUAGCGUAAAUUAUUCCAGGACCAACUCUUCUUCUCCUCUUUAAAAGCACUGUAUUUAAUUGGAUUUCCUGGGCCCAUGGUUGUUUAAACUGAGGACCAAGAAAACCUGGACUGUGGCGAAUCUUCCAGACUGUAUUUUGUUUUCUCCUUUCCAGCUACACGACCGUGGCGUUGCACAAAUACAGUCUCUAUGAGGAUUUUAAAAGAUUUCAGACUGUUUUGAUAGAAAAUGCUAAUUUAAAAAAAAAAAAGCAUAUCUCACAGUUGCCUACCUGUCAAACUGUGUGAAACCUGCCAAGCUGUGUCGAUCAGAGCUCCAAGUUUUGGAUUAUCGGGCCUGUGCAAGAUUGUUAGCUAAGACUGGGAAAUAAUAAGAUUUAGAGUCCUAAUUUUCGAUAAAUCUGAAGAUGACGGUGACUUUUUAAUGUAAAAGUAAUUAUUGUAAGACAAAGAUUUAAUUGUUCCAUGUGUAUUUUAUUUAUGGUAGUUAGAAGUCAUGUUUUGAUGAAAAUGAACAGCAGCAUGUUCUUUUAAACUGAAGAUGCUUAGUUAGUUCCACCGAGCAUGCCCACAUGGAUUGCAUCUGGAAUCCAUUCACGUUUUUAUGAUCAUGACUGAUCAGAUUUGCAAAUACUUUCUUAAGGGUGAAAUAGGCCUAUUUUUGCUAUUUUGGACAAAUAAAUGAGUCUAUAUGUGCAGGUCCUUACACAGUUUUCUCUAAAGUUAAGAGUUAGGACAAUCCUCUGGUGAGGGUCGAGUUCACUGCCCUCCCUCAGUUGACUCCAGAGAUGGAGGUAGAAGGAAUUGCCUUUCUUUUUUAAACAGCAUCAUCUUGGUUCUUAGCUUGGACACAGCACCUUUAAACUCUACUCCCCUACAUCAAAAUGCACUUUAGUGCCCCUUCAUGGUACCUUGUGAGGGGUGGGGACUGAGAACUCUUUGAGAUGAAAAAUUUAAAAAUUUUUUAAUCUGUAACUAUUAUAAGGUUCAUAGAAAUAAUAUAGAGGAAUCAUCCAAUGAUAACUUUAUGAAGGGAAAAUGACCUAUUUUCCUUCGCCACUCUGAAGACCUAACUCGGUUAAAGCAGAGGAGGCAGAGGAAACCUGGAAGAGACACAUCCUCAGCAACCAGCCUUUUCUACAGCGUGAUCAAUCCAUCUCUGCAAAAUGAGUAUGUAAGGAGAUUUCCUUUUAGUGACUAGCCGAUUGAAAGGGGGGCCUCUACCCAAAUACUCAACUAGGCCUUACUUUUCUGAAGCAUUUUGAUUUCUCUUGCCUGGGACAAUUAGCAGAACAGUCCAGAAUGCAUUGAAUACUUUCUAAUACCUCACGUUCUCUUAUUAAAGGGGACAGAUAGAAAUAAAACAUGCACUCCCCACCUUUAGAUUAUCUGCACUUGGUUAGUCGGAGGACUUCUAAGAUCCUGUUUUCCUGUACAUUGAUUUAGGUAACUAAAUGGUGUGUUCUACCUUUUUUCCCCCAAUGCAAUAUGACUAUUUUUUGACCUUCUGUUGUUACGCCAUUUCACAUUUGAUGCCUCUUUGAAAUGUGGACAUGCCUUGCUAUUCAGUGACUGCAUCGCUAAUUUUUAUGUCUUUUAGACUUAGAUGUUUAGAAAUAUGGAUAUAAA